ACGCCACCGGUGAUGUUCAUUCAAGAAAGCCACAUGUCAUCCAACUUGUUACUUUUCGUCCUGAUCAGUAUCAACUUCUCGUGUUUGAUAUUGAGUUUGGAGAUAACUCAUGAAAGCCACCGAGGGGGCAUCAUUUCCACACAAACAAAGGAAAUAACUGCCAGACCUGUUCAAACCUGUCCAGUCUUCUUGAUCCCUUUUCCGAAAGGCAAAUCAAGAUCCAUUCCACAGAUCCAACACAGGUUUGAUCGUGAAACCCAAUCUGAUCGAUGUGAGAGAACAAAAAGGCAACGAGCGGUGAGAAACGCAUUCCAACAUAGCUGGAACGGGUACAAAACCUAUGCCUGGCUGCGAGAUGAAUUAAGGCCGAUCAGUGGUGGCUAUAAAAGCUCCCUUGGGGGGUGGGCGGCAACUUUGAUUGACUCCUUGGAUACGCUACUCAUAAUGGGUUUGGAUGAAGAAUUUGAAGCCGCACUUGAGGCCGUCCAUUAUGUCGAUUUUUCCACUCCUAAGAUAGCCACUGUUCAUGUUUUCGAGACAACAAUCCGACAUCUGGGAGGCUUGAUCAGUGCGUAUGACUUGACCGAAGGAAAACGUCCUAUUCUCUUUGAGAAAGCCCAGGAAUUGGGCGAAUUCUUGUAUGGGGCCUUUGAUACCCCAAACAGGAUGCCGGAGAUACGAUGGCAAUGGAUAAGGAGCGUAUUCGAACAUUCAGUAAUCCCCAGUGAAAGUACUCUGCUUGCCGAGAUAGGCUCAUUGAGCUUAGAGUUUACUCGGCUUUCGCAAAUUACACGCGAUCCCAAAUACUUUGAUGCUGUUCAGCGAAUUACAGACACCCUACAUCGCACACAAAGCCAGACUAGACUGCCGGGUCUGUGGCCGCUCUCGUUUGACGCCCAAGCAUUGAAGUUCUCAAACAACUACUUUACCGUUGGUGGUAUGGCUGACUCCACUUACGAAUACCUUGUCAAAGAGUAUUUACUACUUGGAGCACAAUCGGACCAAUAUCGUGAAAUGUAUAUCUCCGCAAUGGAAGGGAUCAAAAAGCAUAUACUCUUCCAUGGCAUGACGAAAGAUAAGGAAGAUAUCUUGUUCGCUGGAAAUGUCCGUUUUGAUUCAAAGUCAGGCCAAGAAAUCUUUGAGUAUCAAACUGAGCAUCUGAAGUGCUUCCUCGGGGGUAUGGUAGCGCUCGGCAGCCGAGCAUUUGGGCGCUCAGAUGACUUGCCCAUUGCACAGAAAUUGGUGAAUGGCUGUAUCUGGGCAUAUGACCUCAUGCCAACUGGAAUUAUGCCUGAGACCUUAUACAUCAGCGGUUGCCGGAAUUAUGACCGUUGUGAAUGGGAGGAAGAAAAAUGGAUCCGUGAUAUUUUCGGAUGGCCAGACGGAGAGCCACUGCCUACGAAUGUCCGGGAGGCUACACAGCUUAUUAUUCAGCACCAUAGGCUUCAACCGCCAAUACUGGAAGUCGCUAAUCCAGGAUAUUUUCUGAGACCUGAAGCAAUCGAGUCCAUGUUUAUUAUGUACCGAAUUACUGGCGACAGGUCACUGCAAGAUGCCGCCUGGAGAAUAUUCCAGAACAUCAAGAAGUACACCAAAGUUGAAUAUGGCUAUGCUGCGCUCAAUGAUACCCGCGACAUAAGGACGGCAAGAUUGGAUGUUAUGGAAAGCUUCUGGCUUGCAGAGACAUUGAAAUACUUUUACCUCAUUUUCUCGGACCCAGAACUGAUCAGCUUGGAUGAUUAUGUCUUUAAUACUGAAGGCCAUCCGUUCAAGUAUUGA
Messenger RNA from Penicillium cataractarum, 1779 nucleotides. RefSeq names its product glycoside hydrolase family 47 protein. Gene Ontology annotation, molecular function: calcium ion binding; mannosyl-oligosaccharide 1,2-alpha-mannosidase activity. The transcript has 4 exons. Lineage: Eukaryota; Fungi; Ascomycota; Eurotiomycetes; Eurotiales; Aspergillaceae. Gene Ontology annotation, biological process: N-glycan processing; carbohydrate metabolic process. The record is from RefSeq and is a predicted model, not a curated record. The annotation marks the transcript as partial. Gene Ontology annotation, cellular component: Golgi membrane; endoplasmic reticulum.